AAAAUGUUUAGUAAGCGGUUCGUUUGAUACAAUAACUGACUUUAUGGUGAAACCAGAAGGCAUAUGAAUUCCUUCCGAAUAAUAAUAUGUUAUUUUUGAUAUCAAUGAAAUAAUCGUAUAUAGUACAGUUUACAAAAUGUUCAUUAAAAAAUAAUAAAAUAUCAUGAACGUUUUUUGUUUCAUUGUGACUGUAGAAGCGAUACUUGUGCCCUCUGUGAUCUAUGAUAAAGUAAUUGUUUCGUUGUAAAUGUAAUGAUAGAGAGUAAAUUACCAACGUGUUUCUAGUUUCAAUUUUAUUUUUGUGAUUUGGAUGAAUAAGUUUAGUGUGUAAGCAUAACUACAGUUCCAGUCUAGCAGCAUACCCUGUCUUCUCUGGUAGUUGUUAAACGCGUGCUUAUAUAUGAAUUGUUACAGAUAAGCUAUAGUGUUAGGCUUAACUGUUUUUUGUUGUUUUUUUUAUGUUUAGUAUAUCCUACUGUAGUUAAUGUUAGGUCUACUGGUACUACUAAUUGUAGAAAUAUUGUACUUUUUACAGUUUUAGUGUUACUUAGAGUUUAUACGUACACAGUUAUAGCGUAGACUGUGUUUGAGGGUAGAGCUUUUAAGUUUUAGAUGUAAAUAUAUUUAAUAGUAAUAGAAGUUCAAGUUUUGCCUCAGAAUUUUAAGUGUACGAUGUUCUCAGAUCUGAAUGUUUUUCUUGAAUGUGAAAAGAAUCUGCCGAAGAGGAAAUUUAUUUUAGUUACAAAUGAUCACCGUUCUGACUCCAGUUUUGUGCUCCAUAACAUGAUUUCUCUGUUUCUGAAGAAUAGUUGUCCUGUCAUUCUGGUAAACAUUGCACAAUCUUUUAAUCAUUACCACAAUGUUGCAUUGAAACUUGGAAUUAACUUGAAGAAAGUUGUGGAAGAAGGGAAACUUCUUUGUGUUGAUGGAUUGAAGUUAUUGAAUGCUUUAAUUGAGUCAUAUUUUGAAGAACAAAAUUGCUUGAACAAUCCAUUUUCUUUUAUUAUGAAUUGUAGAGAGCACAGUUUAAUGGAAUUGUACUUGUCCAUCAAGAAGAAAGUUGAAAUGUUAGACAACAGUAGCACUAAAGAUUUGAAUUUUUUAAUUCUUAUUGAUGAUUUCUCAAAUCUUCAGAGUCUUGGUGCUAGUAAUAUUGAAGUGAUAAACUUUAUAAAUUAUUGCCAUUCCCUUAUCCUAAGAAAGACAGGAGGGUGCUUGGUGAUAGGAGGUAGCGUGGAUUUUGAUGAUGAAGACAGCCAUGUAUUGUUGAACUGCAUAAGUCACUCCUCUGACACGUGUAUCCAAAUAAAUGGACUAUUAACAGGACAGAGUAGAGAUGUGGAUGGUGAGAUAACAGUUACAGAAAAAUCUGGCAAGUUAUCAAAGAAAAUUAUGCAGUUUAAAGUGGAAGAAAAAAGUGUGAGGUUGUUUGCUCGUGGUACGUGUUCAGCAGUGUUGUGAGUGUUAACUUUUCCCAAACAAGGAGAAGUUGGUGAUUUAUACCAAAUGAAAACAUCAAUAUAAUGAACUUGUUUAUCACCUCAAUGUGUUAUGAUAACUUUAUUGGUGUAUAAUAGCCUAAUGGUCCUCUAGUGGAUGGACUUUACUGGUGUAUAAUAGCCUAAUGGUCCUCUAGUAGAUGGACUUUACUGGUCCAUC
Messenger RNA from Limulus polyphemus (Atlantic horseshoe crab), 1659 nucleotides. It is a transcript of the gene Elp6, whose product is annotated as elongator complex protein 6-like. NCBI's taxonomy places the organism in Eukaryota, Metazoa, Arthropoda, Merostomata, Xiphosura, Limulidae. Gene Ontology annotation, cellular component: elongator holoenzyme complex. Gene Ontology annotation, biological process: tRNA wobble uridine modification. The coding region runs from base 673 to 1461 and encodes 262 amino acids. The transcript is spliced from 2 exons. The record is from RefSeq and is a predicted model, not a curated record.